CCUCAUCACGCCUGUGUGCACCCCAGCCCCUGAAUUCCUGGUCCCCCCCACUCCGCCCCAGACAUUGUAACUGCACCCCACCUCCCCGUAACUGGGCUGGUGACAGCAGCAGCUUGUGCACGAUAUGGAUAACCGGAGCCGGUGGAGGAGAGCAAGAACGGUUUGGGACUGUGCUGUAACUUUACAAAUCCUCAUCCUCUCAGUAAUAACUUAUGUAAAUGCAGUGGAGCCAGUGGAUGUCCUGAAAGUUCUAGAACUUCACAAUUUACCUGAAGGAAUAGAGAGAACGACAGGAUUUUGUGCCAACCGAAAGACAUCAAGGACCGCAGAUGUUGCCUACACAGUAACCAAAUCAGCACAGCUCAGUGCUCCAACCAAACAGUUAUACCCAGAUUCAACAUUCCCUGAGGAUUUCUCCAUCUUGCUGACAGUUCGUGCCCGGAAAGGAAAUGCAGCCUUUCUCCUGUCCCUCUACAAUGAACAGGGUAUCCAACAGUUAGGAGUGGAACUCGCUCGCAGCCCCAUUUUCCUCUAUGAAGACCAGACAGGGAAACCAAGCCCAGAGGAGUAUCCCGUUUUUACCGGAGUCAACCUGAUUGAUGGGAAAUGGCAUCGGGUAGCAAUCAGUGUGCACAAGAAGACGGUUACCAUGAUCCUGGAUUGCAAAAAGAAGCUCCAGAAAUCACUAAACAGGAGCAAACAGCCCGAGAUUGACACAAAUGGUAUUGUUGUGUUUGGAACGCGGAUUUUGGAUGAAGAUGUCUUUGAGGGUGAAAUCCAGCAACUCUUGAUUGUGCCUGACCACCGAGCUGCUUAUGAUUACUGUGAACAUUACAGCCCAGACUGUGAGAGUCCCCUGCCUGAUUCACCACAGUCUCAGGAUCCCAACCUCGAUAAUUACGACCCUUCGGUGGAUAAUUAUUAUUACGAAUAUCCAUAUUAUGACGACAUCCUAGGGAAUAUUAAUGAAGACCCCACUAAAACAAUCCCAGAAUAUGGAGAGCAGAUCACAGGGCCUGUCACUGAAGUGCCAGACCAUCAGGAGACCCCAACUGAAGGUGAAGAUGCCUACGAGGAGCCAACAACCACCAUGCCAGAAACUACAACUUUAGAAGCUUACCCGUCAUUGGUGACAAGUUAUUAUGACAUCUAUGGAGAUGAAUAUUAUUAUCCAGAAAUACCACUCAUCGAUGAAACAUUGGACAAAGAUGACUAUGUUGUUUCAGGAGGAGAUUGGCUUGACAAUCAGACCCAGACUGUCAGUCCGGAAGUGUUUGCACACAACGACACCAUCUUGGAAGGAAAUUCUGAUUACACCGUCAACGAGGAUCUGGACAAGAGAACAGGACCAGAGGAGACAGAAGACAAAUUCAACGUAACCACAAUCGGCGAAGAAGAUGACAACUCAUUCUAUGAUGACUAUGAGGUCUAUUAUGAAUAUGAAGAACUCGAUAACAACCGAGAAAUCGGCCCUGUCUCCCCAGUGAUCACAGAUAACAUCCGCGAAGUGGGCACUGGACCAAAGGGUGAAAAGGGACAGAAAGGUGAACCUGCCAUUAUCGAACCAGGAAUGCUGAUCGAAGGGCCCCCGGGAAGAGAAGGACCAUCUGGAAGUCCCGGACGCUCUGGACCCCCAGGACCUCCGGGACCAGUCGGUGAUCCAGGGCUGAGGGGACCCCGUGGACGGUCUGGACUGCCUGGAGCUGAUGGCUUACCUGGACCCCCUGGGACCAUGCUUAUGCUGCCGUUCCGCUUCACUGGUGGUGGCAGUGCAGGAGAGAAGGGACCAAUGCUGUCUGCUCAGGAAGCUCAAGCCCAGGCGAUAUUACAGCAGGCCAGGCUGGCAUUGAGAGGACCAACUGGACCAAUGGGAUUAACUGGAAGACCAGGCCCUAUUGGACCACCUGGAUACCUCGGGAUCAAGGGUGAAAUGGGAGACAUUGGGCCUCAGGGUCCAAGAGGGGGACAAGGCCCACCCGGCCCAACAGGGAAACCAGGCCGAAGGGGUCGACCUGGAGCUGAUGGAUCGAGGGGAAUGCCAGGCCCAUCUGGGAGAAAGGGAGACCGGGGAUUUGAUGGACUGCCUGGGCUUCCGGGUGAGAAGGGAAACAGAGGGGAUGCAGGGCCACAGGGACCUCCUGGACCUCCAGGGGAGGAUGGCGAUAGGGGUGAUGAUGGAGAAGCAGGACCAAGAGGAUUACCAGGUGAACCUGGCCCUCGUGGAUUGUUGGGCCCAAAGGGACCUGCUGGACCUUCAGGACCCCCAGGGGUGACGGGAAUGGACGGGCACCAUGGACCAAAAGGCAGCCAGGGUCCUCAAGGUGAACCUGGACCCCCAGGACAGCAGGGGAAUCCAGGAGCUCAGGGUCUCCCUGGGCCUCAGGGACCAAUCGGGCCUCCAGGAGCUAAAGGACCCACUGGCAAACCAGGUCUACCAGGACUACCAGGGGCAGACGGACCACCGGGUCACCCUGGCAAGGAAGGUCCAGCUGGAGAGAAGGGCAGCCCGGGUCCAACUGGGCCACAGGGUCCCAUUGGCUACCCAGGACCACGUGGUGUCAAGGGUGCUGAUGGUGUACGUGGCUUGAUGGGACAUAAAGGCGAGAAGGGUGAAGAUGGUUUCCCAGGAUUCAAGGGUGAUAUGGGAGUAAAGGGUGACAGAGGUGAGAUUGGUCCUCCUGGUCCCAGGGGAGAAGAUGGUCCUGAGGGUCCAAAGGGCCGGUUUGGGCCACCGGGAGAUAAUGGCCCACCUGGAUCAGUUGGUGAAAAGGGAAAACUUGGAGUUCCAGGAUUGCCAGGCUACCCAGGAAGACAAGGACCAAAAGGUUCAAUUGGAUUCCCAGGAUUUCCAGGAGCGAAUGGCGAGAAAGGAGUGAGGGGUGCUCCAGGAAAAGCCGGACCCAGAGGGCAGAGAGGCCCAACGGGGCCAAGAGGUGAACGUGGCCCAAGAGGAUCCACAGGGAAAGCCGGACCUAAGGGGAGCUCAGGCAAUGAUGGUCCACCAGGUCCAACUGGUGAGAGGGGACCACCUGGACCUCAGGGACCAAUGGGAUUUGCUGGACCCAAGGGACCCCCUGGCCCACCUGGCAAGGACGGCUUACCUGGACAUCCUGGGCAGCGAGGUGAAACUGGUUUCCAAGGCAAGACUGGCCCACCUGGUCCUCCUGGAGUGGUCGGCCCACAAGGUCCCACAGGAGAGACUGGCUCCCUCGGUGAACGUGGUCAUCCAGGGCCUCCCGGUCCUCCUGGAGAACAAGGUCUGCCUGGAUCCGCUGGGAAAGAAGGUGCAAAGGGAGAUCCUGGUCCCGCUGGUCCUCCUGGAAAGGAUGGUCCUCCCGGCCUCCGAGGAUUCACUGGUGAACGUGGUCUCCCAGGACCCUUGGGUCAGAUUGGUUUGAAAGGCAGUGAAGGACCCCCUGGGCCCCCAGGCCCCCUGGGCUCUCCAGGCGAUCGGGGUCAGGCUGGGCCGGCAGGACCGAUUGGACUCCCUGGACGACCUGGGCCUCAAGGUCCCCCAGGCCCUGCUGGUGAAAAGGGGGCCCCUGGUGAGAAAGGACCUCAGGGACCAGCAGGUCGUGAUGGAGUCCAGGGUCCCGUUGGUCUCCCAGGUCCAGCUGGUCCAUCGGGACCACCAGGGGAAGAUGGAGACAAGGGUGAAGCUGGUGAGUCAGGACAGAAAGGCAGCAAAGGUGACAAAGGUGAACAGGGUCCACCUGGUCCAUCAGGACCUCAAGGCCCCAUUGGACAACCUGGACCAGCUGGUGCAGAUGGGGAACCUGGUCCGAGAGGGCAACAAGGUCUCUUUGGUCAGAAAGGUGAUGAAGGCCCAAGGGGUUUCCAUGGUCCUCCUGGUCCAGUUGGUCUUCAGGGUUUACCUGGCCCAUCAGGUGAGAAAGGCGAAACUGGUGAUGUGGGACCAAUGGGUCCCCCUGGGCCUCCAGGACCCAGAGGCCCAUCUGGUGCACCAGGGGCAGAUGGUCCACAAGGCCCUGCAGGCGGAGUUGGAAACCCAGGAGCUGUGGGCCAGAAGGGUGACACUGGAGAGGCGGGAGCACCAGGACCUCCAGGAUAUUUGGGAAUGCCAGGACCUAAAGGUGAACGAGGCGAGAAAGGUGAAUCUGGACCAUCUGGUGCUGCUGGACCUCCAGGUCCUAAAGGUCCUCCUGGAGAUGAUGGUCCAAAAGGAAGUCCUGGACCAGUUGGUUUUCCUGGUGACCCCGGUCCCCCUGGUGAAGCAGGACCUCCGGGCCAAGAUGGACCUCCAGGAGACAAGGGAGAAGAUGGUGAACCAGGACAGAUUGGCUCUCCUGGUCCAACUGGUGAAGCAGGACCACCUGGUCCUCCAGGAAAGAGGGGUCCCCAUGGUCCUGCAGGUCCUGAGGGGAGACAAGGAGAGAAAGGAGCAAAGGGAGACCCUGGUGCUGAAGGUCCUGCAGGUAAGACUGGCCUAGUUGGUCCACAAGGAUCUCCAGGUAAGCCAGGCUCCGAGGGUCUGCGAGGGAUUCCAGGUCCUGUUGGUGAGCAAGGUUUGCCAGGUCCCCCUGGUCCAACAGGACCACCAGGCCCAAUGGGUCCUCCUGGAUUGCCCGGCCUCAAAGGUGACCCUGGUACAAAGGGUGAGAAGGGACAUCCUGGUUUGAUUGGUUUGAUUGGACCUCCAGGAGAACAGGGUGAGAAAGGUGACCGAGGCAUCCCAGGACCUCAGGGCCCUCAAGGUCCAAAAGGAGAUACGGGUGUCCAAGGUCAGUCUGGACCAAUUGGUCCUCCAGGUCCUCCUGGAUUAACGGGUCCACCUGGUCCUAAAGGUUCUAAAGGUUCCACUGGUCUGACAGGUCCUAAAGGUGAAGCAGGAAUACAGGGACCGCCUGGUCCUCCUGGUCCUGCUGGUGACGUCAUUCAACCAUUCCCAAUUCAUUCUUCAAAAAGAGCCAAACGUUCCAUCGAUGCCAGUCAGCUGUUGGAGGAAGGUCUUCCGGAUAAUUACCUCAACUACGCGGAUGGAAUGGAGGAGAUCUUCGGCUCCCUGAACUCCCUGAAACUGGAGAUUGAGCAGAUGAAACAUCCAAUGGGCACACAAAACAACCCUGCACGUACCUGCAAGGACCUGUACCUCUGCCACCCUGACUUCCCAGAUGGUGAAUACUGGAUUGACCCAAACCAAGGCUGCUCCAGAGACUCGUUCAAGGUUUUCUGUAACUUCACAUCUGGAGGAGAAACUUGCAUCUUCCCAGACAAGAAAUCAGAAGGAAGUAAACUGGCUCGUUGGCCGAAAGAGCAGCCGGGUGCUUGGUAUAGUCAGUACAAGCGAGGUGCCCUGCUUUCCUACACCGAUGCUGACAGCAAUCCAGUCGGAGUGGUGCAGAUGACUUUCCUGAGGUUGUUGAGUGCCUCUGCCCAUCAGAAUCUGACCUAUAACUGCCACCAGACUGUGGCCUGGUAUGACUCGACCACUGACAGUUACGACAAGGCCAUUCGCUUCCUGGGCUCCAAUGAUGAAGAGAUGUCAUACGACAAUAACCCCUACAUCCAAGCCAUUGUAGACAAAUGCGCAACAAAGAAAGGUUACCAGAAAACGAUAUUACAGAUUAAUACUCCCAAAGUGGAACAACUUCCUUUCAUCGACAUCAUGUUCAAUGACUUUGGAGAAUCCGGCCAGAAGUUUGGUUUUGAAAUUGGACCAGUCUGUUUCGUGGGAUAAAACUGUUCGAAUCUUCACAGAGAGAGACAAAAACUGUUUUAAACACAGACACGGACACACACUCACAGACACCCAGACACACACAGAGGAAGAAUGAGAGAGUCUGCAGUAAACAACAAGUAACCUCAAUGAGCGAUUGACAGACCGAGAGUUGGAGCUGGUCCUGGGGAAAUCUUUACCUGGGAGUGAACGAUUCUGAAACAAACCUCAAAACAGCGCCGCAUGAAAUCAUAACCAUUCGCGGUCUUGCGAUCCCCCAGCCCUGAGAGGAGUGGACGGUGUUUCUGAUCAGGGCUGGGGGAGAGAGGCCGAAGUGUGCUCAGGCUCAGUCAGAGAAACCUUCCCAGGGUAAAUCCCCUGUGGAGACAGCCCCCACAUUGAGAACAGCCCCAGGCCCUUGUGUGUGUGUCUCUCUUUCUCAGACUUGAUAACUCUUCUCUCUCUUUCUCUCUAUUUCCAGCAGUUUCUCUUGUCUCAGAUGCAUAGUUUUUUUUAAAAGAAAAAUUCGUCAAAUAAAUGUUUUGAAUUGAAAACCUUCCUCAGAAAUGGUGCUGACAAUUUUGAUAUUUCUUUUUAAAACAAAUUUUUGUACGUUUGUAAGUAAAUAUUCUAUUGUAUAAUAUUUUAAUUCUUCCCGCAGCUUCUGGCUUUGGAAUCAAUGCAUGUGGCUCUGUUAAAAUGUACAAGGAUAACUCGUCAUUCUAUGUGCAAAAAAAAUAUAAAUAUAUCAAACAGUGUUAUUUGGGUUCAAUAAAACCUGCUCUGUUGCAUUAUCAAAAGCACGCGGCUCUAUCACAGAUACUUUACCGCCUCCUGCUGCUGUUUCCCAGGUUUUGAGCUCACUCCGCACGUUGAAUUUUCUGUGGGAAUUCUCUCCCGCUAAAGAAAACUAAAACGCUUUCUUUCCUUCCACUGCCUGGGCACUAAAUUCAUCAUUUUCUGUGAAGUGGGGUGGGGGUCUUCUGGUUUAAAACGUCUGCAUUUUGCAUCACUUAACAGCUACGUCUUUGCCAGAUGUGGGUGAAAAUUAACCGGGAGAAUCCGAGCAACGAGGGGACGAAGGCGUUUCCCGAAGAUUAGGUGCUAUUUAAACGCCUGGCCUGUGGUGCUACUGUGGCAGCUCCGGCUACCUGGUUUGAGUGGCUGCGCUGAGCCAGCUACAUUUCCCGGAACAUUGCUGUCCCCGGCCCUGAGGCUCGAAGCUCCCUGACGCUGCAUUCUGAUUCCCCUUGUUACACACACCCUUUCUUAUCAGUCCAAUAUCUUUCCAGGAACACACGAGACUCUCCUUUCCUAUGUAAGUGGUACAUUCAUUCACUUUCGGAGUGAGUGUUGUACGAGCGUGAGUUAACAGCUAAGCAGCCAGGACUAUUUGUGGUGCGAAAUCUAGAUUGAAGUUUUUGCGAGUGAUAGCCAUUGUCUUCAGUGACUUUGCACCCUCCCCGGUCUUUAUUUCAUCCAGUUAUUUUUUAUUCCUGUUUGAUUUCUUUGCUGUGAUUUGUUAGUCCCACCCAUCAGUCAUGGCCCCAGCUCCUUCCUUUCUGUUUAUUCUGUAUGUUAUCCAGCUCUUUCUCUUUCCUCCUGCAGCCCCUUUCAGUUUCAGCUUUUCUGAAAGCCUUUGCUCUCCCUCUCUCCCAUCUUCUUAACUUUUCAUGUUGCAUUUCGCAGUUUUCCUAUGGAUGUCUCUCUCUCUCCCCAACUCCCUUUCUACCCUUCUGAUUGCCUCUCUCAUACUCUGUCACACGUUCUCACAGACUCUCAUUCUCUUUCUCAUUUACACACACACACAUACACACACAACUUCUCUCACAGGAUCUCUCUCUGUGUCCCUCACCGUCUCUCUCUUUCUCCACCUCUAACAGUGUCUCUCUCACCGCUAUCCAAGCCGGAGUUGCCUUUGCAUUAAAGACUUUUGUAAUUUUAUUUUUCUUAAGAAACAUGUGACUUGAACAUAAAAUAUUGUUAAUGACGAACUGUUGGAGGGUUUUCUUGGUACUUUUUAUUGGUCCUGAAUCUUUAAGUCAGAUCGUUAUACUGUCAUGUGACAUAUUGUAAAUGUUUAUGAGAAUCCCAAUAAACUUGUUCAUGAAA
This is a messenger RNA of Stegostoma tigrinum, 7789 nucleotides long. RefSeq names its product procollagen, type V, alpha 1 (gene col5a1). Gene Ontology annotation, molecular function: extracellular matrix structural constituent. The record is from RefSeq and is a predicted model, not a curated record. The transcript has 67 exons. Lineage: Eukaryota; Metazoa; Chordata; Chondrichthyes; Orectolobiformes; Stegostomatidae. The coding region runs from base 125 to 5698 and encodes 1857 amino acids.